AUGGUUCGAGAUAUAACCUUUGCGUCCACAGAAAGAGCACGUAACUCCAAAACAUCACAGAAGGGUUGUAAGAAAACAAUAUCGGUGACUCGAACAAAGAAACUGUGGCUUUACCAGGAAAUCAAUGCAAAAAGGAAAGAGAAAGAAAUCAAGUGUGAUAGAGAGAAGUGUAAGAACAUUUCCUUCAAAGGGAGAAGCCAAGGAGAGAGAUCUGUGGCGGAAAGAAGAUUAAAAACAGGAAAAUCAAAGCAAAUUUACACUAUGGGGAUGGCAAAUCGGGAGCCAUUCAAGAAAAAGAUUUGCCCGAUGGUGAAGAGGAGAAGGAGUCUCAAAGGUCGGAAAUCCCACGACAUCACCGCAGCCGUGAGGCUCACAGCCGUCAUAACAGGAGGGCCGAGCGUGGUCGUUACCGUUCCGUCUUAGCCGUUGGCGUUGGCUGCGCAGUGGCAGGCGGCUGGAUUUGCUUAGCGACUGUGGUUUAUGUUGUGCGUUAUCUUCGCGCCAAAAAGGAUGCGGCUGCACGUGACUCCCCUGAUGACUUGCUGUGAUUGGUCAUUGAAGACAAUUUAUCAUUGAAUGAUUCAUUCGAUGGAAUGUAAUGGAGAAUUAACGUAAUUUAAUGGAAAUGAUGUAUCAUUCCAUGGUGUCCGUGAGGUAAUUAACUCAAAAGGGCUUGAAGAUUAAAUUACUCAUAGCCCUUAAUUUUUUUCUUAUUUUUUCGGCUUCGAUGUAAAGUGUGCUGGUGUCCUUAAAAGCAAAAAAGGUGGUGAGGUGGUGAGGUGGUGAAGUUGUCCAAUAUCGGAAAAACUCGCUUCACAGUCCGUAAUAAUACUAUACUUUGAUUAUAUUUCGAUGGAAUAGCUGUAUAACGAUAACGAUAUUUCGUAUUAUUUAAAAUUCAUAAAUCAUUCAAAUGUCACAGAUGACAUGGUUUGUCCAUUAUGUGUUGAUUUUAAAUGAUGUUAAUGAUUCUAAAAUACUUAAGCUUGGAGGUGUUUUUAUUUUGUCACAGAUGUAUUCAUGUUAUAUAUGGGUGUUAAUUUGAUCGAAAAUUUCUAUAUUACAUUAAUAUAAUUAAAUAUAGAUUUAGUAAUUGAAGGUGAAAACAGUAGUAUAAAUGUGAACCGUUACGCUGUUUCGUUUAUAAUUAGCUAAACUUUGUAGUAAGAGGAAAUGAGACGUUGCAGAUCAAACUAAAAUGGAACUGCAGAACUUUCGUGCGAAAUGAUCACAAAAAUCUCAAGACAAAUAAACAACAAUUCAGAAUUGUAUAUUUGUAGUUGUGCGAGAUCGUACGUUUAUAAAUGAAUGGAGAAAUAAACAUAAUAGGAAAAAGUAAAAUUUACCUAAUCCUCCCUUACGGCUGUGUAGUAUUCUAGUGAGGCUCCCCUUCUCCCCUUUACAGUCACGUGUUUAUACUCUGUUAGCGACGACUGUGGUUACCCCCUCCGUUCCUAUUGAAGACCAUGUGAUCGCCCUCCCCCCACCCAAAAAAAACCUCUGAACCCCCCUCCGGGGAUUAAUAUAGACCCUGAAGGACCAAGUUAAAGAAUUAAGGUAGUGUUUUACUCAAGACUUGUAGCCUGCUGUGCAGACCCGUCCUCUUCCCUUUGACUAAGAAAGAAGGGUGUAUACAUGAUUAUCGCAUGACAUGUUAUUCAAGUAGGUAAUGAAUGAAUGAAUGAAUGAAUGAAUCUUUAUUAAGUCAUAAG
Molecule: messenger RNA, 1712 nt
Organism: Stylophora pistillata
Lineage: Eukaryota; Metazoa; Cnidaria; Anthozoa; Scleractinia; Pocilloporidae
Source: RefSeq, a predicted model, not a curated record